AUGGGGUCGUAUCAGAUACAGGCCGAGGUUCAGAGCGAAGUUCAAAAGCAAUCAAACGAUGCGCAGGAAAAAGCAGUUAUUACAAUAACGGACGGUCUUACAACCGUGGCGGCGGUGCUUAUGGACACUCAUAUGCGCGCGACUGUGAUCCCCGGCAGGUUAAUCAUUCUUAUGUCCUCGCUCGUCGUCCACAUGGAGAGAACCGUCGAGGAGGUCGGAAUCCUGUUUAUGGGAGACAAGUACGAGAUUUCACUUCUUCGUGGUGGAGAAGAACCACGGGUGGAUGGAACAAGCGCUAUCAUAACUAUCGGAAUUUCGAGCGACGUAAUUUCCAAAAGAAGUUUACGGCCAGACCUUGUAUCCUGCUGUUAG
Molecule: messenger RNA, 372 nt
Organism: Cylicostephanus goldi
Lineage: Eukaryota; Metazoa; Nematoda; Chromadorea; Rhabditida; Strongylidae
Source: the annotation of a GenBank genome assembly